AUGGCUUUGGAGACAAUGAUUGCCGGAGAGAUAAUUCAAGGCUUUUAUAUUGACAAGCUGGUGGCAUUGUCAGGUAUUGCUAAGCAUUUUGCCAACAAAUACAGCUCUGAAUAUCUUGCAGGAAUAUGGAAGGAACAUUUACCACACGCCCUGGUAUGGUCUGCAGAUGAUGAGCAUGGAACUGGACCACUUCCACUGCGGGGACCUAGCUGGUCAUGGGCGAGUAGGAACGGAUCCAUAAGAUAUGAUAGGAUCUACUCCUUUGUAAAAACGCCAUUUGAUGACCGCCCGAGCUCAUGGACUGCGAGCGAUUUCAAAAUUCUUGAUGUUCAGGUUCAGACAACUACAUCCGAUUCAUACGGUCACUGCCUGGGUGGUGAGAUGCGUAUCGAAUGUGUCAAACUGAUCGAUGGUACUGGUGUUUCUGAUGGGGUGUACCCAGGAAGAAGUAGCAAAACCAUUCCUAUCGGAGACGAGUCUUUUAGUAUUAACUAUUAUUUUGACGACAGGAGGGAACAUUCUAAAAUAUUCCUACUGAAGAUUUUCACAAGGAUUGUGCAGGAACGCUCCGAGGCUAUUUAUCAAUGGACUCCAGAAAUUCAAGGAAGACCAUCACCUCCUUCAAGUCAUGCCAAUGGUAUACACGACUGUGAAGAGGGACUUAUAAUAGCUCCUGUCGUCGGUAGAAAGGGGACUUUCACACGUAUAGGAAUAUAUCAUCUUCCCGGUUACAUCGGUACUUUGCAAGCUUUUGAGGACGCCAGAAGUAAGACUGAGUCUUUACAAGAGGAUGAGUUGUCAUUGUACGAGCAAGGAUCUGGGGUCAAUGAGGCAGGAAAUCAAAGUUAUGUUAUCACUCUCAUCUAA
This is a messenger RNA of Sclerotinia sclerotiorum 1980 UF-70, 867 nucleotides long. RefSeq lists its product as hypothetical. The transcript has 2 exons. Bases 1 to 867 code for a protein of 288 amino acids. The record is from RefSeq and is a predicted model, not a curated record. Lineage: Eukaryota; Fungi; Ascomycota; Leotiomycetes; Helotiales; Sclerotiniaceae.